GUUUUUAAGAUCAGGUUUAGGCAUCAGACACUCUUCCUUGCAUCUCAGCCGCUUUGGCUAGGGUUUUUUCAUUUUAUUUUUUUUUUAGCCCCUUCAACCACACCCCAUCUAAAUUUUCCAAUUAACUCUGAUUUUUCCCAUCUUUAAUCUCUUAUCGCUUUUUCCUUUCUAUUUUUCUCGCCUCCCAAACACUAAAAAAAGAAGCUUUUUCGUAUCUCUUUACUUCGUCGAUUCAUGGAUUCCAAUAAUCAAUAAGGGGUUCUGUGGUUGCUGUUUUUAACAGUUGGGUUGGAUUGUGUGGGCUUUAAGGGAUCGGAUUUUUCGGUGCUAAAAUAAUGGCAACCACAAACCCUUUUGAUCUUUUGGGUGAUGUUGAUCAGGAGGACCCAAGUCAGCUUAUCGCUGCGGCUCAGAAGCUUACUCCUCCUCCACAGCAGACUAAGAAACCUCAGGCUCCUUCUGCUGCUGCUGCUGCUCAGCCCGCUAAGCCUGCCAAGCUUCCUUCCAAGCCUGUCCCUCCUGCUCAAGCUGUGAAAGAGACAAAGAAUGAAACUGGCCGUGGAGGUGGACGUGGGUUUGGACGUGGACGUGGUGGUGGAGGAGGUGGAUAUAAUAGAGAAUCAGUAAGCAAUGAAAGCUCUUUUGGCAACAAUGGAUUUUCUGGAGGAUAUAGGGCACCUGAAGAGGGAGAUACAGGAAAAUCCUCUGAAAGGCGUGGCUAUGGUGGUGGUGGUCGUGGUGGCUACCGUGGUGGUCGCCGUGGUGUUGGCAAUGGUGAGGCUGUGGAAGGGGAACGUCCUCGGAGAACCUAUGAACGUCGCAGUGGUACUGGACGAGGGAAUGAGCUUAAGCGUGAGGGGUCAGGUCGUGGGAAUUGGGGAACACCCACUGAUGAGAUUGCUCCGGAAGUUGAAGAGCCUGUCAUUGAAAGUGAGAAGAAUGCUGAGAAGCCAGUGGGAGAUGAGGAAGCUGUGGAUGUGAACAAGGAGAGUCCUGUGAAUGAGCCAGAAGAAAAAGAACCUGAAGACAAGGAGAUGACUUUGGAAGAGUAUGAGAAGGUACUUGAAGAGAAGAGAAAGGCCUUGCUUGCACUGAAGACUGAGGAGAGGAAGGUUAAUUUGGACAAAGACCUUGAGUCCAUGCAGCAGCUUUCAAGUAAAAAGGGAAAGGGAAAUGAUGAUGUCUUUAUCAAACUGGGUUCUGAAAAAGACAAGCGCAAAGAGGCUGCUGAAAAGGAAGAGAAAGCUAAGAAGUCUGUUAGCAUUAACGAGUUUCUGAAGCCUGCUGAAGGAGAGAGGUACUAUUCCUCUGGAGGUCGUGGUCGUGGCCGUGGACGUGGUUCAAGAGGUGGAUUUGGUGGAUAUGCAGCUGGCAAUGCGGCAGCUCCAUCCAUUGAAGACCCUGGACAGUUCCCGACCCUGGGUGGUAAAUGAUAUUCUACCACUUUCUCCGCUCUCUAAGUUGUUAUCCAUUUGGGGAUUAUGUGAUAUCACUUAAAAGAGUUUGAGUGGCAGGGCAUCAACAAUUACAUUUAAAACUAUUUUUAAUGUUUUGUUUUGAGUGUAAAUUUUAGAUGUUAUGUCUUGGAUCCAGAAGUCAUUGCAUCAGUUUUGAUUUGGAGUAGGUUGGGAAUACAUUCAGCUAUUUUUCUCUAUUUAGUAUCUGUUUUGCUUGGUUA
This is a messenger RNA of Ziziphus jujuba (common jujube), 1678 nucleotides long. RefSeq names its product RGG repeats nuclear RNA binding protein A. Gene Ontology annotation, cellular component: cytoplasm; nucleus. Gene Ontology annotation, molecular function: RNA binding. The transcript is spliced from 7 exons. The record is from RefSeq and is a predicted model, not a curated record. Lineage: Eukaryota; Viridiplantae; Streptophyta; Magnoliopsida; Rosales; Rhamnaceae. The coding region runs from base 336 to 1433 and encodes 365 amino acids.